Molecule: messenger RNA, 1017 nt
Organism: Mesorhabditis spiculigera
Lineage: Eukaryota; Metazoa; Nematoda; Chromadorea; Rhabditida; Rhabditidae
Source: the annotation of a GenBank genome assembly
AUGAGGAUCCUUCUGGUCGUUUUCUUAUUAAGCGCGCAAAUUUGGGCCCAAGUUACCGUACAAACUCCGCUGGGCUCCGUUACGGGUUUCCACGUCGACUACGGGACCAACCAAUCGGCACUCUGGUACGGCAAGGCCGACAUUUUCCUCGGCAUCCCAUUUGCCGAGCCACCAGUUGGAGAUAAGAGGUUUCAGUUUCCAACCCCCAUCAGCAGCUAUCCGAAUGGGACUGUUAAUGAGAGUGGAUUCAAGCCAGCCUGCGUUCAGCCUGAUUCUGGAACUUGCUCCCCACAAAGCGAAGACUGUCUGUAUUUGAAUGUGUUUACGCCCCAGGCGAACAGCCCGCAGAAGUACCCGGUGAUGGUCUGGAUCCACGGCGGAUCAUUUGCCGGCGGAUGUGCCGCCCAGUUUCCUUACAAGGGCGCCGUGCGUAACUUGGUGUCGCGCGGAGUUGUCGUCGUCACCAUCCAGUACCGUCUGAACAUCCCCGGCUUCUUCACCACCAGCACCGACGAGUUUCCGGCGAAUCGCGGAAUGCUUGAUCAGAUCGAAGCCCUGAAAUGGGUGCAAAACAACAUCCAAUACUUUGGCGGUAAUCCAUAUUCGGUCACGAUUUUUGGGCAGUCGGCUGGCAGUAUUUCCGCUUCUGCGCAUACUUAUUCUCCACUUUCUAGAGGGCUCUUCCAAAAGGCCAUCUCCCAAUCCGGUGCAAUUUUCACGUCAUUGGAGGGCUCGCUUGGGACUUUGGAUUUAAGUCAGCAACGCGCUAUGCAGCUGUGCAACUUCACGCAAGCCGAUUGGGAUGGAAAACAAUGGGACAAACUGAAAACCUGUUUCGCUACCAUGAAUCCGGAUAAAUGGAGAAAUAUGGAUGCGGGCACCCUCUUCGGGUGGCGCAUGUUGCAAGACAACUAUUUUCUACCGGACACCCCGGAAAAUAUGAACGUCGACCGGCCAUUGAUUCCGAUUAUGCUUGGCAAUAUGCACGAUGAAUUUGCCAGUACCUGUAAGUCACCU